AUGGAUGUGCUUGAAUUACCUCGUCCUGUUAUUAGUUUUCUUCGAACUAUGGCUAAAGAAGGUUGUCGUUAUGUUCUAUCAUGGGAUAUAUUCGGUGGAACUGAUACAGUAACAUUGACACUUACAUGGAAAUUAAAUGAUAAUGAAUCUCAAUUCUCAACAUCAAAAUCUCCACAACAACAAUUAUGUGAAGAUCUAUAUAUUCAUCAUGAUGAUUCGAUAUCAUCACCACAUUGCUUACGUCAAGAUGAUAAUACUUCAACAUCAACUAGAACUCGUUCAUCUAGAGGCAAAAGUCUUGAAGGAAAUACUCUAUCAUCAACUAAACUAAUACCUUCUCAUCAAAAACAAGUAUCAAGCUUAGAACGAAAAUCAAUUAUUAAUCGACAAAAAAAAGAAUCAGAUCCAAUCUAUACCAAUCUAAAUAACAUUCAAUAUUCUACGAAUCCUUCAUCAUAUUUUCGUUUUAAUAAAAAUCAACUUCCAUCUUCUACUCAUACAUAUUAUCAUCGAACUAAAAAACAAAAUGAAAGUCCAAUACGUCGAAAAUUGAUACCGUCGACAUCGACUAUUUGUAAUACAUAUCCAGAAUCGAGACGAACAAAUUAUAUUAAUAUUCAAUCUGAUGAUGAUGAUGAUGAUGGUGAUGUGCUUGAUCCAUGGGUAAAACAUUUUGAACGUUCACUUGAAGAUAAUAUUAACAAUCCUAUAGCAAAAUCUGACAACAACAUCAAUAAAAUAGGAAGUACUCCAGGAAAAGUUAAAUUCAAAAGAAAACCUGAUUAUUUUUAA
Rotaria sp. Silwood2 is the source of this 792-nucleotide messenger RNA. The record is from the annotation of a GenBank genome assembly. NCBI's taxonomy places the organism in Eukaryota, Metazoa, Rotifera, Eurotatoria, Philodinida, Philodinidae.